AUGUGUUUUAUUUACUUGAUUUAACCGUCCUAUCGGUCCAUGUAGCGUGUGUUUAUUCGGAAACAGUGAAUUCGUUGCAAACAGCGACGAGAAAUAGGAAACGCUUUCUUUCUUUGUUGUUGACAUACUAACUUUGACCGAGGUGGAUUGGUUUGAGGCCUACUUUUGGAAUCGGGAGGAAUAGUUGAACACACACGACAAACAAGUCUUCUUUCUUCAAAUCUUAUUUCGUUUCUCUUCGACACUAUAAUCUGCUUCAUUUUACAAUGACUGUGUCGUUUCUCUGAGAAGAAAAAGCGGAGAAAAACUCAAAAAAACAAUAGCAGGAAAUGGUGCAGGUGUAUGCUUGUAAUGAAGCUGCCUGUGGAGAAGAAAAAGGAAAAGGAGGAGGAGGAAGUCCAUCCUUCUGAAACCCCUCCACCAGAAGAAUUUGGUAUUGUGGUCGAAUUUCUGAGGAAGAGGAAGCGACGUGGAAAGUCUGCAAAGGAAAGCCUGAUACUGAUGGAACUUGAGUCCUCUGGCAGUACAAGCGGUGAGGACAGUGGAGAGUGCUCUGACUCUGGUGUUUCCUUGAGUAGUGAUAAUUCAAAAGGAUUACCCAUCUCGUUCAGAAGGUCCUUUCCCAGGUUGGACAUUUCUCCCUCAGAGGAGAAACAAGAUGUUGCAGAUGAUUUGGUUGAGUGUUCAGACGAUCAAGCUGGACAGAGAAAUGUGGAGCAGGAGGUUUCUGUCCAUCUUAAGAGGAUCAGUGAUUCCUUUGUGGGGGAUUGGCUAAAAAGCAACCAAAAAAAUUUCAAGGAAAGUCAGUCCUCUCUCAUGAAGAUGAAGGGAAGUGAAGAGUCCUCUGACUCUGGUGGUUCCACCAGGAUUGGAUCUUUAAGGAGCUUCAAACAGUGGAAAGAGUCUGUUUUCUCCCAGGCUGCAAGAGAAAGAAGAGAGAAGAGGGCGAUGGAUUAAGUUUUCUUUCUGAAAAGAGAAGUGACCAGCAGUGGAUAUGAAACAUUUGAGUCUCCCAUUAGAAGCGGCAACUUUCUAUCAUCGAUAUCAGUCUGCUUCAAUUAUUCAUAUACAAGCAUACAAAAUACAAUAAGAAUAAACCAUAAAAAGCAACAACAGAUUGACAUCUAUAGUCAGAAAUUACAUAAGUACAUUUCCCCCCUCGAACAUACAGAAUAAAAUUCAGAGGGAAUGAUAAUGGAAAUGCCAUUAGGGAAGACGAAAAAAUCAAUCAUUUAAAAGAAAGAAAGAUGUAAACUAUGUUUAAAUGCAUAUACUUGAUGCCAAAUAGGUCAAAACUGUCAGCUGCGUUUGACACAGUUAACCAUCGCCAACCAUCUGAACGCACUACCAGUUUUACCAGGGGCGUCCCUCUCUACCUUUAAAAAAAAACUCCUGAAGACCCAGCUCUUCAGAGAUUAUCUUCAUGCCUAGCACACAAAAGAAUUGUCACUAGCACUUAUUGCUGCACUGAUGGCUCUUACUGCACUAUACCUUGAUUGUUUGCUUUUUUCUUCCUGUAAGUCACUUUGAUAAAGGUGUAUGCUAAAUGACUAAAUGUUAAUAUUUUUUUCCAGACUUGAAGUUUGUAUUGCGCAGAUAUUACAUUAUAUUACAUUGUAUUUAGUAAUACUGAUACUGGAAAUAAAAUUGGGUCUCCAUAUAUUCUA
This is a messenger RNA of Centropristis striata (black sea bass), 1667 nucleotides long. RefSeq lists its product as uncharacterized. The transcript has 10 exons. Bases 343 to 957 code for a protein of 204 amino acids. The record is from RefSeq and is a predicted model, not a curated record. NCBI's taxonomy places the organism in Eukaryota, Metazoa, Chordata, Actinopteri, Perciformes, Serranidae.